Molecule: messenger RNA, 1824 nt
Organism: Paramecium primaurelia
Lineage: Eukaryota; Ciliophora; Oligohymenophorea; Peniculida; Parameciidae
Source: the annotation of a GenBank genome assembly
AUGAGGGAGAUACUUUCAUUUCAUGUUGGAUAGGCUGGUGUCUAAAUGGGAAAUACUGCCUGGGAAUUACUUUGUUUAGAACAUGGAAUUCAACCUGAUGGUUCUGCUAAAAGCUCUUAGAAUCUUUAGGUUUUAUUUUCAGAGUCAUAAACUAAAACAAAUGUACCAAGGGCUGCAUUCUUUGAUGAAGACCCACUCACUAUCAAUUAAAUCAAUAAAGGACCACUUAAGAAAGUCUUCAAUCAAAACCUUAUAAAAUUAUUUAAAGAUAAUUCAUCAUCAAUAUGGCCAUCUAAAAAAAUUGCAAAUUACGAUUAAUAAGAUCGUUCUACUCGAACUGCUGAGGAAAUUAUUCGAAAAAUGUUAGAAUCUGCAGAUGCUGCUUCAGCAAUUAUAAUAUAUCAUUCAUUAGCUGGAGGAUUUGGAAGCGGUUUCACUUGCAAAUUAUUAUAAAUGCUGAAUGAAGAAACUGCUAAAACAACUAAGUUGACAGUAUCAGUAAUACCAUCAGAUGAGACAAAUUAAUAAUUUACUUAACCUAUUGUUGAACCAUAUAAUACAUUACUCACUUUACCAACACUUGCAGAAAUGUCUGAUUUCAAUAUUCUUUAUGAUAAUGCUGCAAUGUAUAGAGUAUGUCAGAAUUAAUUAGAUUUUGAAACUCCUAAUUAUAGUCAUGUUAAUUAUAUGAUUGCUUAAUCAAUUUCAUCAAUAACUUAAUCAAUUAGAUUUAGAGGAUCUAAAUUUGUUGAUUUUAAUGAUAUGAGAAAUAACCUAAUAACAACACCAAAAUAAUAAUUUCUAUGGACUUCCUAUUCUCCAUUUAUCUAAGCUGAUUAAUAACAUUUAAAAAAACCUAAUCUCUAAGAUAUAACUGAAUCCUUAUUUGAUGAUAGAGGACCACUUCUUAGUUUCAAUAGGUUAACACAUAAAUAUCUUGCUGCAUCAUUAUUUUUCAAAGGAGAUUGUCCUUUACCAGAAUUAAAUUAUGUGAUGAAACAAAUUAAAUAAUCAGAAUCGAUAACCUUUGCAGAAGGAACUUAAAUAGCCUAUUAAACUAGUGUUUCAAAUGUUCAACCUUAUACAUUAACAAAUUAUCCAUUUGCUAAAUAUAACAAAGCUGCUUGUAUGUUGGCUCAUUCUACUGGUGUCUUAAAGAAUUUUCAAUCCCUUAAAAAAAGAUUUAAUUCACUUUUUACAAAAAAAGCAUUCGUCCAUUGGUUUGUAGGGCAAGGAUUAGAAGAAGGAUUAUUUAGAGAAUAAGCAGAUAACUUAGAAGAAAUAAUUAAAUUAUAUGAAGGACAUCAUGGAGAUGAUAAACCUAUCCAAGUUUAACCAAAAUCAGAUAGAAAAUAAGAAUAUGGUUAUAAACAAGAAAAAUAACCAAAAUAAUAAGCUAAAGUAAAAAAAACAUAAGAUACAAUUUAAGUUAAAAGAAAUUAAGAUUAAGCUCCAAAAGCUAAUAAUUUAAUUACAACAGCAAAAGUAGAAGAUAAUGAUAAUAUAGAAAAUGCAUAUGAAAAAAGAGCAUCUGCAAAAGUUUAAUAAAAACCUUAAUUACUUUCGACUAAUAAUCAAAAAUAAUCUAACAGUCUACAAUCAAAUAGAAUUUAACAACAAGAAAAUAUUGUAAAUAAACCUUAGUAAUAAGAAGAAAUUAAAAUAUAAGCCCCAUAAUAAGAUGAAGAUGGGGCAUUAUAAUAGUAAGAGCCUCAAAAAUAAAAUGAUUUAUAUGAUUAAUAAAAUGAGUAGAAUGAGUAAAAUGAGUAGAAUGAACUUCAAAAGAGUAGAAUAGAUUAAAAUGAAAAUUAUGCUAUAUAAUGA